UGUUUAAUAUUAUAGUAGUAAAAUAAUAGUAAAUACUAUUUUAAUUGUAUUAAAGAGUUCUUGGGCCUUGGUUCUUGUUCAUUAUUUUGUUGGAAAUUGUGAAAUAUUACUUUCUGUGCUACAUGUAAAAUAGUUCAUUUCGUUUCUGGUGCACGUACAAACGCAAUCGUGAUUGACGAUGGACCAACAGCCGCCAAAAGGACGAGGGGCUGCGAUCCUAGCCAGAUUGCAGGCCAAGAAAUUGGAGAAAUCCGUUGGCGCCGAGUCCGAGGCGCCCCCCGUCGAAGAGCCCCCGAAACCGAAGGGCCGCGCUGCGAUUCUACAGCGCAUAAAAGACAAGAAACUGCUCAGACCCGGUACAUCGUCUCAGGACGUCGAAAGCACCGCAGCUUCAGUGGAAGUGCAACAGGAGGAGGUAGAAAGCGUCGCUGCUUCCGUAUCUUCUAUGAGUUUUAAGGAAAAGGAACCGGUGCAUUUCAAAGGGGAAGAUGGCAAGCCCAUAUUACUAUCUGCCAACUACAUUAAACUGAUAGUCGAUAAGAACAAAGGGGUUUUCGAAUACGAGGUCAAAUUCACGCCUGAAUUAGAUGCGAAAAACAAGAGGCUGCGAUGCGUACACCAAGUGACCAAGGAAUGUGGCCUGAAAAAGGUUUUCGACGGGGGAAGCCUACUGUAUUUACCUGAAAAAAUAACAGACACAUCAAAAGUAUUCACGACGACCAUCGACGGGCCUGAAAGCAGCCAGGAAGUCGCCGUUACCAUGAUUUACAAAAGGAAAAAGAACAUGGGCGAAAGGGAGUGCCUUCAUUUGUACAAUGUCCUGUUCAAGCGCAUCAUGCACACCCUGCUCUACCAUCAAAUCGGAAGGAAUUACUUCGACACGAAACACAACUACCUGAUACCCCAACACAAGCUCGAAAUAUACCCGGGUUUCGCCGUUAGCGUGGACGAAUUGGAAGACGGCCUGAUGAUAUGCCUCGAUACGCAACACAAGGUCAUCAGAACCCAAACUGUCUACGAACUGUUGAACGAAUUAAAGUCCGCGCAUCCGGACAUGCGUCGGUUCAAAGAACAAGUGGUGGCGAAUGUCAUCGGAUCCUGCAUAUUCACGAGGUACAGUAACAAAACGUACACAAUACAAGACGUGGCUUGGGACAUGACCCCCAAAGACACGUUCCCCACGAGAGACGGCGGCGAAAUAAGUUUCAUCGAUUACUUCAAACGGCAGUACGAUAUCACCAUUCGCGAUUUAAAUCAACCGCUAUUGAUACACAGGAAGAGCGUAAUGGUGCCUGGUAGUUCCGAGAAAGUGGAACGAAUGGUGUGCUUGAUCCCGGAAAUCAGUUAUUUGACCGGUAUGAGCGACAACAUGAGAAACGACUUUACGAUUAUGAAAGACGUGGCCCAAUUCACGAGAGUGACGCCCAAUCAACGAAUAGCUGCUUUGAAAACCUACCUGUCGAACGUUAAAAAGUGCGAGCAAGCUCAGGAAAUUCUGGCCGAUUGGGGGCUGAAAGUGGCCGAUGAUUCGUUGCAAUUGCCCGGCAGACAAUUGGAAAAUGAACUUGUCUAUUUCGGUGAUGGUAAACAAGUCAGGAGUAUGAACGGGGAUUGGUCCAGAGCUGCAGGAGAUAAUAAACUUAUUGGACCAGUAGACAUGACGAAUUGGAUGCUUUUCUAUACUCAGAAGGAUACGGCGUACGCGGAAAACUUUGUAGAUCUAAUGUGUAGACUAGCAGGGCCUAUGGGUUGCAUAAUAAAACGUCCGAAAAUGGUAAAACUCCCCGAUGACAGGACAGAUACUUACUUGAAAUCGUUCCAAGAAAAUAUAAGAAAAGAUAUCGAGGUGUGCGUUUUUAUAUGUCCCACUGCGAGGUCGGAUCGUUACAACGUGAUUAAAAACCUAACAUGUGUGCAAUAUCCCGUCGCCUGUCAAGUGAUCAAUUCAAGGACGUUAUCGAACCAGAAAAAAGUUCGAGGUAUCGUCCAAAAAAUCGCCCAGCAAAUGACUUGUAAAUUAGGUGGAACCUUGUGGACGGUGAGGUUUCCCUUCAAAGGCUGGAUGAUAUGCGGUAUGGACGUCUAUCACGGAGGCCCGAACGGACAAUCAGUAUUUGGACUGGUGGCCAGUUUGAAUGAGAGUAUAUCAAGGUGGUUUAGCGUAGCUGUAUUCCAACAGAAAGAGCUCAGCGAUCAUCUGAAAGGUGCCUUCACUAAAGCGUUGGAAAUGUGGCGGAACGUGAACGGUUUCAUCCCUAAAAGAAUAGUCGUUGUAAGGGAUGGAGUCGGAGAUGGCCAAUUAGAGCAAUGUAAGAGAUACGAAAUCGAACAAAUGGAAAGUAUUUUGAAGCAACUCGAAUUCGACACGACGAUUUGCUUUAUUGUCGUUCAGAAGAGGAUUAAUACAAGACUGUUUGCUUUGGGUAAUGGUGGUUGUGAGAAUCCCCCUUCUGGUACAAUUAUGGACAACACUAUCACUAGGCGUUAUCUUCACGAUUUCUUCCUCGUUCCACAGAGCGUUCGUCAAGGGACAGUCAACCCCACUCAUUAUAUUGUCCUACAUGACACCUGCGGACUUAAACCCGAUCACGUUCAAAGGCUGUGUUACAAAUUGUGCCAUUUGUACUAUAAUUGGUCGGGAACAAUCAGGGUACCGGCUCCUUGCCAGUACGCGCACAAAUUGGCCUCUCUCGUUGGACAGAAUAUUAAGAAGGCGCCUAGUAAUCAGUUAUCAGACAAGCUGUUUUACUUGUAGGCAUCUUUUUUAAGUUUUUCGUUAGUAUUAAGAAUUCGUUAAUGUUGUUUUAUUUUUUAUGUUACCGAGAAUGAUGAUUUCAUUUACUUCAGAUGGAUCAAUGUUUUUAUUUCUGAUAGAACAAAGUUAAUAUUUUUGUACCGGUUUUUUGGUAUCGUAAUCUCAUGUCAAUUAGUUGCCGUAAUUAGAAAGUAGUGCAUACUUGAAUGGUAUAUAAUUUAGUUAUGUUUAAACUCUAUCCUAAUUUUUGAUCAAUGCAUUAUACUAGAGUACAAAAAACUUAAUAAGAUAUCGAACUGACGACUUGUGAUAAAGACCAAUUUGCAAUAAUUCACAAAUGUGAUGUAAUUCCAUUCACAUUUUUUUUGCGAUGUGGUUGACUAUGGAGUUAAAAAUAUUUCUUAUUUUUCAUUACAAAAUGUUUACUAUAAAUAUUUUUUUUCGAUUAGUUUAUGUAAAUGUUUAGUUCAUAUAUUGUAUGUAUGUCCAUUCAAAACUCCUACGUAUUGUUAAAAUUAUGUCGUUGAAAUAUUUUUCUACUUAUAAAUUCGUUCAAUAAAAUUAAAAAAUUCGUUUAAUAAGUAGCAUCUUUAGUAAGUAGUUUAUUUCAACAAAAGUACCGAAGCCGUUCUGAACUCUUGUACGAUUGCAGAGUUCACUGAAGAAUUAUUUUGCAUAAACGCAGUACGUUCAAAACGAUUCUGUCUUUUGUUGAAAUGAACUUAUUUAAAACUAUAAACAUUAAUACAUUUGCUCAAAGUUCAUAAAUGGAUAUUUUUUCCUAAUGCGUUGGCAGCUUAUAGAUUUUCUUUUCGGUCCUACUUCUUUAAUUAAAUUAUGCACUCUGCCAGUGAAAGUUCUCAAGGAUUUGCAUCCCUUGAGACCUUUAGCCAAAUUCCAGAUGGUGUUUUUAUUCACAAUUUCGCCCAUCACUUCAUCUAUCUCCACCUCUAAGGAACUGAAGGAACCGAUAUUUUUGGCCGACAUUCCCAACAUAAUUUUCCAGCCGAUUAAAAAUUCGGGAGCAACGAAAACGCACCUAAAGCUAAAGGAAAUGUAAGUAGAAUAGUUCAUCGUUUACAAGUGCUUUUUACAUACAUAAAUGUCUGCUCGGUGUCGCCUCUAAUCAUCCUGAAAUGGGAGUUUUCCAACCUUUCGUACUCCAUUUCAAACUUUUUCAAAUCGACCAUGAACAAAUCCAUAUAGUCUAACAACGAAAAAAUGGUGUAUGAAUCGGUCAAUACUUGACUUAGCUUUUUCCGCUUCAUUGUUUCUCUAACACACAAGGCUAAAUAAAAAAGAAUUGCGGGAGCAUCACCUAAAAAAAACAAUUUAUUUAGCAA
Messenger RNA from Phyllotreta striolata, 4098 nucleotides. NCBI's taxonomy places the organism in Eukaryota, Metazoa, Arthropoda, Insecta, Coleoptera, Chrysomelidae. The record is from the annotation of a GenBank genome assembly.